Zasmidium cellare ATCC 36951 is the source of this 2706-nucleotide messenger RNA. RefSeq lists its product as uncharacterized. The record is from RefSeq and is a predicted model, not a curated record. Bases 1 to 2706 code for a protein of 901 amino acids. NCBI's taxonomy places the organism in Eukaryota, Fungi, Ascomycota, Dothideomycetes, Mycosphaerellales, Mycosphaerellaceae. The transcript has 3 exons.
AUGCCAUCUCUCUGGAAGGCGUACGCCCUCUAUCCGCUAUGGGCUCUCCAAAUCAUCGUCCUCUUCCCACCGCUCUACCAUCAGAUUGAAUCCAUCUUCCUCACCUUGACACACCCUGCAUGGCUAUCAGGAUGGACGGUCUUCUGGUUGUUAGAUUUCUUUGCGAUGCUGGCGUGUCUUCUGCUCGUGGGAGUGGAGUUUGCGAGGAAUAGGACGAGGAGGCUAGAUACGACGUCUUUCCUGAAGGCGAAUGCGUACAAGCUCGCUUAUUGGGUCUGGAAUCUUGUAUAUGUCGCUGUGUAUAGGAGGGACGUGUAUGGGAAUGCGAAUGCGUUGUUGGCGGUCGAACAUCUAGCCACGUUUGCUUUAGGCUUUGCAUACGCCGUACAUGUCUGGUGGCGAGGGCGAAGACUAGGACGAACCCGAGAGGAAGCAUCGGCCGAGGGUGGGCACCAGCUGGACGCGAUCAACGUACCGAAGCGGCUGAAUUCUGCAGCUGCUAUGAAGUCAGCAUCGCCUUUCGUCGUGAGGAUGGCGAUGUGGGUGAAGCACGAUCCCGCAUGGAUGCACGCGCUGCCUCCAUCUGUGAGAAUGGUUCUGAACGUACCGUUGUGGCUGGCGAGGUAUUCGGUCGGCUAUAUCUUAAUGGUCUUGAUCCUACCCUUCACAGGACGCAUUUCCGGAGAGCCCAAGAACCACUGGAAUGAGAACAGUUCCCAGGGAUUGAGUCAAUGGGACUAUCCCAAGCCAAGAUUGUCUAUCCAGGAGGCGUAUAGCGAUGCCGAUGCCAGGCCACGGUUGCCAACUCCAUUCCCACAAGGCGACGAGGAGGCGGCAGUAGACACACUCAGUCUUCGAACCAUAGACGAUGAUGUCGCCCUACGGCCAAGUCCACGGCCGGCUCACAGACGAGCAUUUCAGCCAUCUCCGAACCGAAUGCUAGGCCCACGAUAUCUAUGUUUUAUCGUCGAUGAUGAAGCCCGAACUUAUGUCACCAAGAAGGUCGAAGACUGGAUGUCACAAACCGGAACACGAAAUGAGCCGGACUAUGUCUUCAUAUCGUACACUCGACAGCAGUUUUACAGUCAGAUACCGAACGAUCCUACUGUGACUCAGCAUGAUCUCGUGAAUCGUAGAGCCGCUGCAGACAGAGACCAAAAAGUCCUCACAGACUUCGCAGUUAGGGCUACCCAGGAAGCGCAGGUGCCUGCAUUCUGGAUCGACUUUGAGUGCGUUCAGCCGGAGGACGAGAAUGACGAGGACCUUGAUAUGGAAGACGUUUACCGGAUCUGCGAUAUCGUCCGAGGGUCACACUCUUUGACCAUCAUUUGUGGUCCUACACUCGAUCAACAUUUGGAUCGUUCGUUAGGAAGAUUGUCCACUGCGGCAGAUUGGCUAUUGGACUGGGGAAAGCGCUUGUGGACUCUACCUGAAGCGCUGCUCUGUCCUUCUGAACAUCGUAUAUCGAUAUAUGCUGUUGGAAUUGAGGAACCUGAAAGAAUAGCAAAGCGCAACCUCCCUGGCCGACUUUGGGAUGAUGCCGCGACGAUUCGCCAACUCAUCGACCAUUACGAGGCCUCCCUACAGCUGACUCAACUGGAGCUGAUCAGCAUCGCACUUGAAUGCCUCCAGCGACGACAGACAGAGAAGCGCAAUGCCGGCGAUGUUGCGUACGCACUCAUGGGUCUUCUCCGUCUACGCCCCAAAGUCAACAAAUCAGACUCCGACUUCCAAGCCUUCGCUCGCCUUUCCCUUGCCAAUGAUAGCGACAUGAUCCUCGAACGCUUGAUAUGCCUGCGAAGCCCCGACAGCGCCUCACCUUGGCACGAUAUGCAAGAUCUGUGGGACGCCAAACUCUGGCACAUCGACCCCGUCUUCCAAAUCGCAGGUGUCGGGUCCAGAAACACAGUCAUCAUCGGCGACGCAGCCGGAACCAGCAUCGAUUGGACUUCCCUCAAAAUGAUCGACAUCACGGGCACGGCGAGCUCAUACACUUUCCAAUGGCGGUACAUUCGCCUCGUGAGCGCUUACUUCGUGGCUUACUUUUUCGCCUACCUGAUCGUCGUGUUCAUGCUCGCGGAUCCCAUACAGCGCGGUCGUGGACGAUUGCAAGGACGAGAUCCUGCGAGGGCCUUGAGGAUUGCGACGUACCCUUGGAUCCUGUGGAUGUUGAUGGCGAUCCCGGUCCCUUAUGUCCUCUCGGGGUUCUUCCAGGGGACGAUCACUUCCUCACAAGCUAGGCUCUUCGGAAUGGCUGGCGUGCCCGAUGUUAAAGAGGUGGAACGAACUCUUCUAGGUGAGGCUUGUGGACGCUUGAAGUGGAACAAUGAUGGCAGCGUCAGUGAGCUUGGAGACGAUGAAAGACCAAUCUUCACGCUCGUCGAUACGCUAUCUUUGACCUUGACGACUUUCCGCGCGAAUAAGCCACCCACUAUGAUGUUUGUCGGCGGACGUGAACGGGGGUUGUUGAGGAUCCUGUUGUGUUCGUAUGAUGGUGCUAGACGAUCGUUCGUCAAAGAGACGGUCACAAGGCUGGAGAGUGUCGUCAGCGCCCGUUUGCCGAGACUUGAUCGCUUCCGUUUCUCGGUGCAGCCGGAGAUGGAGAUCGUUGAAGAAAGAGGACAAGACUUGGGAGAGGAACAGCUGUACGACGAGGAUCUCAUGGAGCUGCCGGAUAUACCCGAAUUUAUCUCUCUGGACGAUUGA